Aspergillus novofumigatus IBT 16806 is the source of this 210-nucleotide messenger RNA. RefSeq lists its product as uncharacterized. The transcript has a single exon. NCBI's taxonomy places the organism in Eukaryota, Fungi, Ascomycota, Eurotiomycetes, Eurotiales, Aspergillaceae. The record is from RefSeq and is a predicted model, not a curated record. The annotation marks the transcript as partial.
AUCCCUAACCUUUCUUACAGAAUUCGGGGUCACGCAAUACUUGUGGACUACUGGCAUGACCCUAUGUACUUCACUGCCGCUUUUCCAACUCUGUUUCCGCAUGGUAUUGGAGGCCACCUGGAAGAUCGUCCGUUUGCAUUUACCGAAUCGGCGUUGAGGCACCAUAGCAGGAGGUAUGUUUCGCCUAAAAAAUCCAUCCAUCACUUCUGA